GCUUUAUAACAAGCAAACCGUUCGGGCAUAGUCCAAACAUGGCCCCAGCGAUGCACUGGAUGCGUUAUUGUCACCUGUAUUAAUUAAUUAUUCAGCGGGCGUAAAAACAAGGGUGGACUUCCGCAAUGUGCUAAACAUUAAACUGGACCAGUCGUUAGUGAAGUAACCACAGCCUUCCCGUAGGAGAAGACUGCUCCGCUCUUUUGGCUCUUGUUGCACUAGACCGUAAGGGAGGAAAAACCCAAACGAGAUCAUCAAGAUGGCGGAACUCACGGGACUGACUGGGCCGUCACAAUCCCUUCCGCCAGUGGAAUCGUCAGGUAUCGCAUCUAGACAGAGAUCCAGCUAUGGGCAAAGUGUUCGACUUCCUCCUUUAUCUCAGCAGUCUCAGUCGCAAGCCCCGCCCCCUUACAACGAUGUUGAGCACAAUACACUCCUUGCGUCAGGUGGACUGAGGGGAGCAGGGAUGGACCAAUCGAUACCAUGGAGAGCACCGCCCGGAGAGACGGACACACCGACUUAUCACUGGCCAGACGCCCCAGAUACGGACGUGGAGGACAACGAAAAGGUGCGGGAACCAGUGUACAAGAUGGCGCAUGCGUUACCGACCAUCCCGGGCCACGAGAGGACCAGCACCAAGGAAAGUAAGCCUGCAGAGAGACCGAAAUUGCAAAUACCACACAAUGACAGACGUGAAUUCAAAUCUGGGAACUUGACGAUUUCUCACGAGGAGGCCAAAGGAUGCUUGGUGGAUAUGACGUCACAUCGAUGUUGCUACGGCAGCGGGGCUGCCAGGGAGCUGGAAGUUCAGGAGAUAGAGUAUUCGGCCGCAGCUAAAUACUCCCUCGAGACGUUUGUGGAAAGUCGCACGAGCAAGCGAGCCUGUAUCCCAUACAAAGGCCAAACCGUAGACUCACCACAAGAGGGCGCCCCUCCAGCUCUUUGGGAGGCAGCUAUCGAGGCGCCCGAGAAAUACAAACCUUGUGUCAAGACCGUCAGGGUACCUCACUGCUCAAUAAUAGAGACUUGUUACGCCUGCAGUGGAAGAGGCUUCAAUAAGUGCUACCGAUGCAAAGGAAGGGGAAAAACAAAGUGUAGAUACUGCAAGGCCAGGGGCCAGCGAGGAAACAAAGAGUGUGAAUACUGCAGGGGUAAAGGGAGACAAAGGUGUUUCCGAUGUAAUGGUCAUGCGGUUAUAUCGUGUUCCGUUUGCGAGGCAUAUAAGCAACUGGAAUUCUUCAUUGAAGUUACUUCGACAUUCAAAGUCAAGACAGACGAGUAUUUGCAUCACGCUGAUAAGCGGUUACCAAGGAAACUGUUAAGAGGGAUUGAAGGCAUCACACUUUUUGAAGAAGAGGCACAGAUAGUGGCGCCCUUGAGUAACUUCCCGACCUUGGAGGUGAACAGCCAAUCAGAGAAGCUUGUGGCGAAACAUGCAAAUGUGAAAACGGAGCGCCUGAUACUACAGAGACACAAGCUGGUCGGGAUUCCAAUCGCACAAGUUGAGUACACGAGGAAAGGGAAAGGAGGCAAGUAUUGGCUCUACGGUCAACAGCGCAAGGUGUAUGCACCAGACUACCCACAGCAAUGCUGCUGUUCCUGUCGUUGUCCCAUAUGCUAAUGAUAUGUCGAGGAUAAGUAUUUCAACCGUCGCAGUAUUGUUGCGAGUUUGAAUCGUCAACAGAUACCAUCAUUGAAUGCUUUGCAAAUAUUUAUAACAAUACAUUAAUAUUCAAGAAGAGAGGCUUGGAACAUUAGGGCUGCUUGUCACGAAUUAUCCAAGACUUAUAUAUAUUUUGAAAAGCUGGUGAUGUUUGAAUUAGAUACUGGAUAAGUAUUGCUUAUUGUACAUAUAUCGCAACCGAUUUAAAACAAAGAGAAAAAUCAAGAGUGCGUAACAACCAAAUUGCACAGACAAUUAGCCAUAAUAAAGUCAAACAAAGACAAUAGUCGAAAAGAUAAAGAAUAUUACAAAACCAAUCUCGAGAACAGAAAGGCAUUUUCACAAACCGAGAAACUGAUGUGUGCCUGUGGUCAUUUCCUUUUCUUGUUGGAGUUGUUCAUUUUCGACCAACUAACGUUUCUCGAGUCCAUGGUACGUCUAUAUCCAUCCCCAUAAUUGUUUGUGACAGAGAUUGUGUUGCUUUAUUCACUACCACGGUAAAUUUGUACACUUGCAAUUUACAUAUCAUGUUAACGUUUGGAGAGAAAAUGUUUUUUUGUAGACAGAGAGUUUAAUGCUACAUAGCAAAGAUAUUUUAGUUUAACGUUUGUUUAUUUCCUGACUGAUCAAGCCUAACAUACGCAGACCCAUCAAUUGAUGUUUCGAUGCCGUAAAGUAUAAUGCCUAAUGGCUGUGUGUUUUCUGAUUUUGUGUUGUGAGAAAUAAAAGAAAUGAUUCCCUGAA
Messenger RNA from Acanthaster planci (crown-of-thorns starfish), 2407 nucleotides. RefSeq names its product protein SSUH2 homolog. The record is from RefSeq and is a predicted model, not a curated record. Lineage: Eukaryota; Metazoa; Echinodermata; Asteroidea; Valvatida; Acanthasteridae.